UCCUGGAAGGAUGGAAUUUCAGAGUUCCCUGGGCAUUGAGAACCUUAGUCCUCAUCAUAAUGGGCUGAAAUUCCACAGACAAAUCUCAGCCCGAGCAGGCAACUGCACAGGAAGGGUGAGAGGCACACAGAACCCCCUCAAGGGAGGGCCUUUGGGCCACCAUGAAGAUACACAGUGAAGCAGCGGUGGAGGCACAGAUACAGGAGCUCAGAACCAUCACUCGGCUCCAGGAACAAUGCCGGGGGCUCCAGAUCCAGGGUGUGAAGGAAAAGACAGCACAGAACAAAGCUACCAUGGGCCUCCUGCGCAGCAACCUCCGUCGAGGGGCCCACGAAUGGGCUUUGGCUAAGAAGCAUGAUCAAUGGACCACCUCCAAGGCCUGCGGGAAGGAUACGUCCCUGAGGCUGGCACACUGCCGCAGUACUAUGGAGGUAGCUCGGGAGAAGCUGCGCAAGUAUGUCUUCGACCGCGUUAAUACACACAACGUACUGAUCCACCUGGUUCGGAGACGCGGACAGAAGCUGGAGGGCUUGGAACUGGAGCUGACCAGCUUGCGAAACAAGCCUGAAGCUACUAAGGAGGAACAGCGGCAGCUUCAGAUUAUCCGCCAACUGGAGAACAACAUUGAAAAGACCAUGAUCAAGAUCACCACCAGCCAGAACAUCCACGCGCUGUACAAACAGCUGCUGGAUUACCUGAAGAAGGUGCUGGCAGAGUACCCCACAGAGCUAGACAAGCUCCAGAACCUGGUGGCCAACUACCGCUCAGAGCUAUCAGAUAUGACAGUCAUGUCCCAAGAUGCCAUGAUGAUUACUGAUGAGGUCAAGAGGAACAUGAGGCAAGGGGAGGCAACCUUUAUCGAGGAGCGAAGAGCACGGGAGAACCGACUGAACCAGCAAAAGAAGCUUAUUGACAAGAUCCACACCAAGGAGACAAGCGAGAAGUACCGCCGUGGCCGGAGGGACUUGGAUUUCCCCUCCAAUCUAAUGAGUAUGGAAAGCAUGAAGGUGAAGAAAAGAGAAUCUUCCGUAGCAGAUAUACAAUACCAGACAAAAGUGACUACUUUGGUAGAGAAGGUCAAAUCCGCUGUACAGUGCUCCCACCUCUGGGACAUAGCUGGCCGCUUCCUGGCUCAGAAGACUACAGAGGAGAACCUAGUGCUGCAGAUGGAGGAUUGUGAGGAGCGGCGGACACAGUUAGAGGCCCUGAUGAAGAAGCUAGAACUUGAGGAGGCUGUGCUCAAGUUCCACCAGACACCCAGCUCUGUUGGCUUUAGUUCUCUCCAGAAGAAGAUGAAGAACAUGCUAGAGGAGGAAGAAGCAAGGCUCCGGCAGGUCCAGAACAACAUGUACAAGAGCCAGCAGCUGCUGCUGGUCAUCCAGACAGGUAUUGACAACCUCUACAUCCGGCUUAUCGGCAUCGCCCCGCAAGCCUUCCAGAAAGAAAUCGCGGUAUCUGACACUCUUGAUGUGUAUGGCAAACUGGAUUAUUGUGAGGGCAAGCUCAUAUACCUGGCUGAGCGCACGCAAGCGCUGUCCAGAAAUGAGGAGGUUGACACAAAAGUGAGGGAUUCCUUGGAGUCAUCAACUCUAAAGGAGAAACAUAAUACCAGAAUUACCUUUGAGGACCAAGAGGAGGACAUGAUAGAAACCUUCCAGUUUGCGGAUGUGGACCAUAGCUACGUCCCUUCGCGGGCGGAGAUAAAGAAACAGGGCCAGCGGCUGAUCGAGGGGAAGCUCAAGGGAGCCAAAAAGAAGAAAAAGUAAACCUGUUCGGGCUGUAGUACAGAAAUAAACAUUUUUCCAGAACUACA
Messenger RNA from Rattus rattus (black rat), 1813 nucleotides. RefSeq names its product coiled-coil domain containing 183 (gene Ccdc183). The transcript has 14 exons. Bases 162 to 1766 code for a protein of 534 amino acids. The record is from RefSeq and is a predicted model, not a curated record. NCBI's taxonomy places the organism in Eukaryota, Metazoa, Chordata, Mammalia, Rodentia, Muridae.